Molecule: messenger RNA, 4086 nt
Organism: Anopheles arabiensis
Lineage: Eukaryota; Metazoa; Arthropoda; Insecta; Diptera; Culicidae
Gene: sax
Product: activin receptor type-1
Exons: 10
Coding region: 315-2129 (604 amino acids)
Biological process (GO): BMP signaling pathway; dorsal/ventral pattern formation; cellular response to growth factor stimulus
Cellular component (GO): BMP receptor complex; plasma membrane
Molecular function (GO): SMAD binding; transforming growth factor beta receptor activity, type I; ATP binding
Source: RefSeq, a predicted model, not a curated record
GGAAAAGUAUGAAAUAUGUGUCAGGUGUAGAACAAAUAUGUGGACUACAGUGUUGUACAGUGUGUCGAAAAGUAUUAUGGCGUUUUACAAAAUCUAUCUGCUUGAACACUUAAUGGACAUGCAGAAAAGCAAGGGGUUCACUUUAACGAAGGGCAAAUUGGUACCAAUGUUAGAUUUUGCGAAGAGAUCCGGCGGGGAUGCUGUUUACUGUUUAGAAAAUUACUAACAGAAUUGUAUGUGCGCAAGAAGUAGCUUGCCCGGAUAAACGAUAACGAAAGGGUGAUGAAUAUAGCAGAGCCUUUAAAGUGCGUAAGAUGAGUACGGAACGAAUAGAAGAAAUAAUAAGGAAAACCACAAGCGAUAGCCAAUGGUGGAACAGCGAUCGAAAGACGAUAGUCUUAACCAGACCGACUGUAUCGGAUCUUGCCUCGUGGAAUCGUGAUUUGGAUGGCAAACUGUUGGACGAGAUGGAUGAUAACGACAUGGAAAUUGAAUCUGUUCAGGAAAAUCGUAACUUACCUAUUCAUGCCAAUGGUAUAUUAGCACAUCCUAGGAGACAUUCAAAGUCAAAAAACCGGAUAAAAAGAAGAUACAAAUGUUAUUCUUGCGAACCUCCAGACUGCGCAGAUACGGCGAUUCAUGCACACUAUUGUCAAAAUGCUAUUCAGUGCUGGAAAUCACGAACCCGCGACCCAGAAGGAAAUGAAAAUGUACAACGAGGAUGCACUACUGAACAUGAGCAGCUGCCUUUGUAUUGUAGUCAAAAUCAAAAAUCUAGCACUGGCGAUAGUGGAGGACCUAAAAAACGUCAUGUUUCUAGCACUGGAAUGUAUAAUAUUGAGUGCUGCACGGGAGAUUAUUGUAAUAAUGGAUCUUUUCCAGAGCUCCCACCGAUGAGAGUUUCUAAUACAGAACAAGAUGCGGAUCCCUUCGCGCUGAAGAUGGCGGCAGCAAUUCUAAUACCUUUUGGUACAGUUGUUUUACUCGCUGUUACCGUGAUCUAUUGGAUGCGUCGAGCACACAAGAAACGAAUGAGCGCUUGCCGUACGAAAUACGAUGCUGAAACUUAUUAUACAAAUGAUGAUGUAUUACGCGCCACCAGUGCAGGAGAUAGCACGUUGCGAGAAUAUUUACAACACUCUGUUACAUCUGGGUCUGGUAGCGGACUCCCUUUACUUAUACAACGUACUCUUGCUAAGCAAGUGUCACUUUGUGAAUGCAUCGGUCGUGGGCGUUAUGGAGAAGUCUGGCGUGGCAUUUGGCACGGCGAAAGUGUAGCAGUAAAAAUAUUCUUCAGUCGCGAUGAGGAUUCAUGGAAGCGAGAAACAGAAAUUUAUGGCACCGUUUUGUUGAGACAUGAAAACAUCUUGGGGUACGUUGGUUCAGACAUGACUUCUAGAAAUUCUUGUACGCAGUUAUGGCUUAUAACGCACUAUUAUCCUCAAGGAUCUCUUUUUGAUUACUUAAAUCGUACUGCAAUUUCCACACAUCAAAUGAUUACCAUUUGCCUCUCUAUUGCCAAUGGGAUGGUACAUUUACACACUGAAAUUUUUGGAACUGAGGGUAAACCGGCUAUCGCGCAUCGUGAUUUAAAGACAAAAAAUAUUCUAAUUCGAGCAAAUGGUACAUGUGUCAUUGCGGAUUUUGGCCUGGCCGUAAUGCACAGUCAAACAACUAAUAAAAUUGAUAUAGGUAACACCGCUCGUGUCGGAACAAAGCGCUAUAUGGCUCCGGAAGUUCUAGACGAAAGUAUCAGUAUGGAAUGUUUCGAUGCCUUAAGGAAAGCUGACAUUUACGCAAUUGGUUUAAUAUUUUGGGAAGUAUGUCGCCGCACUAUCUCUUGUGGCAUUGCAGAAGAGUAUAAAGUUCCAUACUUCGACUACGUUUCAUCAGAUCCUAGUUUUGAAGAAAUGCGCAAAGUUGUGUGUGUUGACAAUUAUAGACCAUCCGUACAAAAUCGUUGGACAUCUGAUCCGUUUCUCGCUAGUAUGUCAAAGCUGAUGCGUGAAUGUUGGCAUAUGAACCCCAAUGUUCGAUUACCAGCGCUAAGAAUUAAAAAAACUUUACUUAAACUGGCUAGCUCUGACGAAACAAUAAAAAUUACCCCGGAUGGCGAAGUAGUAGUAUGAUGACACUAUAUUUAAUUAGCUAUAGAUAUGUCACGUAUGACAAGACGAAUAGGAUAAUCUAACUGUUAUUUUUUAAUCUUAAGAGUGCUUUUUAAUUUGCAUGUACAAAUAGCAUGAUACAUCAACUUUUUUUUCUAUACUCAAACAUAGGCACAUUCAGAGUCAAUUAGAAUAUGAAAAUUAAAUAAUAGAAUAUGAAAAUAAUUGUUUAAAAUAUAAUCAACUAUAUAUACAUAUAUGUGAGUUAUUAACCCAACAUUAAAUAUUUGAUCACAAAUACUGAUACAGGAGUUCAUUUUUGAUUGGAACUUAUUCCUGUUUAAAAAUUUCAAUCAGUGGUAAAAUAGAAAAGUAAGUUUAUGAUUUCUUUGUUCAUUAAGUGUGCAGUAUUAGUGUAUUGAAUGUUAUAAUUUAAACAUAUUUUUUUCUGCUUACUUAAAACGUAGCAGAAGAAUGAUUGGUAGUGACGUUUAUUUGUGAAACAACGGAUCGUACAGAUGUUCACUAGCCAUCGUGCCAUUGAUGUAACUGAUAAGGAAGUGUCCUUUAUAAAUGUUAAUAUACUUCGUGCCUGUAACCGAGGUAGAAUAUUGUAAAUAAACUUUGUAUUAACUAGUUGAUUAGAUUAAUUUUUAUAAACGAAAAUACAGUACGUUCCCGAGUUACGCGGAUUUCUAAAUUUGACAGGUCAUGUAUGAAAACAGUACCAUUUGCUACAAGAAUUGUCAAAUGGAAAACUUUUUUGCUAAAAUGAAAAAAAAUGCAUUAAAGUGGAAAACAGACAAACGUUGUACACGAAUCUUAUUAAAUAAAUCAUUAAGUAUAUAAAAGUGCCAAAAAUCAUCCAUAAUACCCAUUUCUCGAAUUAUUUUGAUUGAAAAAUGUAAUAUUCGACUUACGCGGAUGCCUCGGGAACGCAUAAACUGCGUAUCUCGGGAACAAACUGUCGAAGGAAUCCUAUUAUCAUAUUUUAUAGUUUUAAUGGAUCAUCAAAUUUCAAAAUGAUUUAAGAACAGUGCAAAAUAGUGAUUAGACAAAUAACUAUGCAAGAAAGUUAUUAUUGAAAGAAUUUUUUUUACUGCAUUAUUGCAUUUUGAACUAAUUCAUUUAUUCAUUAAUUUAUUUAAAAAAAACAUUUAAGUGUAUUAUUUGAGGAAUACGGCCUUUUUUGGACCGUUUUACCUGAAUAAAAAAGGGUAUUAUUUCGAACAAACCUGCCGAAACCGCCGAAGGAUGGCAUGGAGACGUCUGCCGUUAAGGCCGGGAUAACGGAUUGGCAGACAAAGGCCAAGACCGCAAAGCGGUUGUAGCGUCGGAUAGCACAAAUAAUUGUAUUAUUUGGAACAUCGGUUGCUUCAUCUUUACUUAUAAUGAUUAAGUUACUAUUUUAAUGAUGUCUUGCCAAUCACAAGAACUUUAAGGCAUACGCCGGAAUAAUUGACCUCGAAACCCAUUUAUAAUCAGAAACUGAUGACAACCUCUUAAGACAGUGGUCUCCAACCUUUGGAUUUUCCACAUUCAAGAUUAAAUUUUCAUUCCAGUUUUAUUAAAAACUUUAAACUACGUGUAUAAAAUGUAUCCCCUCAAUAGAUUUGGGCCGCUUCAUAUGUUUUUUCAAAGCCAAGUGGUCCGCAAUCCUAAAAAGGUUAGAGAGCACUGCCUUAAGAAACCUAAAACCAAAAUGAAACCCAUACCGAUCCUGAAACCGAUACAGUACCCAUACUGGUCCAGGGACUGAUCUUGACAUCAUGCCGGUUCUAGACCUGAUAAUGAACCUAUGCCGGUCCAGGAACCGCUACUGAGCUCACACCAGGAACUACCGUACAAAUGGAAGAUGAAUCCAACAAAACAGACGCAGACACAUAAGAAGUAGCAUCUGCCUAACCAGAAUUGGAAAUGAAAGAUACUAAAACGAAAUAUCAAUGCAAUAAGUUACAUUAAAAAAUAUCCAAAACCA